GUGUGAGGCCCGGGAUAAAGCAUCAUCACUUCCUGUUGGGGGCAGUCGUUUCCUGUCGCUGCUUGGUAACAAUGGGGGAGAUAAUGGCUGCCUGAGCAACGUUUCCGAGCGGGCGCGGGGCUAGAGGCGGGUCUCCACCAGCGACUCAUCGGAGGCGGGUCUGAGAGCGGCGCAAAGAGAGGCGCGCGGAAGCCUCGGCGGCGGCGGCCUUCCCCCCAACUCGGAUCCCAACAACUCACAGCGAAGCAGAGUGUGAAGAAAACUAAAAUCCAGUUUAUUGUUUUACAAUACUAUGUCAUAACAGUCAGAUAAAUUUCCACUUGUUCAUCAAGAUGGAAAGCUCAGAUUCUAAUGAUAAAGGAAGUGGUGAUCAGUCUGCAGCACAGCGCAGAAGUCAGAUGGACCGAUUGGAUCGGGAAGAAGCUUUCUAUCAGUUUGUGAAUAACCUGAGUGAAGAAGAUUAUAGGCUUAUGAGGGAUAACAAUUUGCUAGGCACCCCAGGUGAAAGUACUGAGGAAGAGUUGCUGAGAAGAUUACAGCAAAUUAAAGAGGGCCCACCACCACAAAACUCAGAUGAAAAUAGAGGUGGAGAAUCUUCAGAUGAUGUGUCUAAUGGUGACUCUAUAAUAGACUGGCUUAACUCUGUCAGACAAACUGGAAAUACAACAAGAAGUGGUCAGAGAGGAAACCAAUCUUGGCGAGCAGUGAGUCGGACUAAUCCAAGCAGUGGUGAUUUCAGAUUCAGCUUAGAGAUCAAUGUAAACCGUAAUAAUGGGAGUCAAAACCUAGAGAAUGAAAAUGAGCCAUCUGCAAGACGUUCUAAUGGAGAAAACAUGGAUAACAGCCAAAGGCAAGUGGGAAAUCCACGAUCUGAAUCAACAUCUGCAGGGCCAUCCAGAUCAGAACGCAAUUCAACUGAAGCAUUAAUAGAAGUCCCAUCUACUAGAGGUCAAAGAAGAGCAAGAAGCAGAAGCCCCGACCAUCGGAGAACACGAGCAAGAGCUGAAAGAAGCAGGUCACCUCUGCAUCCAAUGAGUGAAAUUCCACGAAGGUCUCAUCAUAGUAUCUCAUCUCAGACUUUUGAGCAUCCUUUGGUAAAUGAGACUGAAGGAAGUUCUAGAACCCGGCACCAUGUGACACUAAGACAGCAAAUAAGUGGACCUGACUUGCUAAGUAGAGGACUUUUUGCAACUUCCGGAAUAAGAAAUGCCUCACAGGGAGCAGGUUCUUCAGACACAAUUGGCAAUGGUGAAUCUAUAGGAUCAGGACAGAGACCUCCAACCAUAGUCCUUGACCUUCAAGUAAGAAGAGUCCGUCCUGGAGAAUAUCGGCAGAGAGAUAGCAUAGCUAGCAGAACUCGGUCAAGGUCUCAGACGCCAAACAACACAGUCACUUAUGAAAGUGAACGAGGAGGUUUUAGGCGUACAUUUUCACGUUCUGAGCGGGCAGGUGUGAGAACCUAUGUCAGUACCAUCAGAAUUCCAAUUCGUAGAAUCUUAAAUACUGGUUUAAGUGAGACUACAUCUGUAGCAAUUCAGACCAUGUUAAGGCAAAUAAUGACAGGUUUUGGUGAAUUAAGCUACUUUAUGUACAGUGAUAGUGAUUCAGAGUCUAGUGGCUCAAUCUCAAGUCAAAAUAUGGAAAGGGCAGAGUCACGGAAUGGAAGAGGGGGUUCUGGUGGUGGUAGCAGUUCUGGUUCCAGUUCCAGUACGAGUUCCAGUCCUAGUUCUAGUUCCAAUGGUGAAAGUUCAGAGGUUAGCUCAGAGGUGUUUGAAAGUAGUAGUGAAGGAAGCUCAUCAUCAGGUGGCAGGCGAGAGGCUCGACACAGGGCCCCAGUAACAUUUGAUGAAAGUGGCUCUUUGCCCUUCCUUAGCCUGGCUCAAUUUUUCCUCUUAAAUGAGGAUGAUGAUGACCAACCUAGAGGACUCACCAAAGAACAGAUUGACAAUUUGGCAAUGAGAAGUUUUGGUGAAAAUGAUGCAUUAAAAACCUGUAGUGUUUGCAUUACAGAAUAUACAGAAGGCAACAAACUUCGUAAACUACCUUGUUCCCAUGAGUAUCAUGUCCACUGCAUCGAUCGCUGGUUAUCUGAAAAUUCUACUUGUCCUAUUUGUCGCAGGGCAGUCUUAGCUUCUGGUAACAGAGAAAGCGUUGUGUAAUUAAGGUUUGAGCUCUCAGAUAUGUAUCUGGUAUAGUGAUGGGCAAACAGGAAUCACUUGCUUUAUGUCCACUUUUUGAGUGGUGCUUGUAAAGUUGCAACCUGAAUUGAGUCAUUGCUUUCUGAAUGAAUAAUUGUCCUGUCUCCAAUUUCUGUUCCAGAAUAAAAGGAAAUAUUUAAAAAGCAAUGUUUUAGGACAUAAAAUCUAAUUUCAGUAUCAGUAAUUGAUACACUAAUGAUUUAUUAUAUAUGUUUAUUAGUUUCUCCUUUGUUAUCUUAAAAGAUCUGUCUUAGCAGUGGCUGUUUCAUAUUGAUUUUUAAAGUUUCCCAUGCCAUAGGAGAGAGAGGCUAAGGAAAUUAUCAGUUUAGACUAAGUUACAGUACAUGUUUUAUAAGUGAUUGCUUAAAGCUUCACCAUUCCCACUUAUUAGUUGGCACUAAUUUGGCUACAUGCUGACUAUUAUUUGUUCACUUCUUAGGCAAGGUGAUAUUGGACAUAUCAAUGUAAAUAACACCUAAGGUUAGAUCUUCUAAGUGUAUAACUGUCUCCUAAGCCCAUCACUGUGGCACACUGUAGAAGUGAGCUUAUAGUUUAAUUAAGAUGUUUAUCUUGUGGAAAUAUUAAAAAAGCCUAUGCUUAUGUAAGUGAAAAAAAAUCACAUUCAAUUGUUUAAAAAUGUAAAGCUAUUUUGUAGAGGCUCAGUACUUUUCCAAUGCACUGUUGUAAUAAUGCAUUACAAAUUGUAAAGUACCAUGCAUAGAAAUGAAAACAAAUGCUUUUUAUGAGCCAAUAUAGUUUAAAAAAAAUCACACCAAAAAAAUAUAAGGCUCCUUUUAUAAGUGUGUACAUGUCAAGAGCAGAACAUAUCUAUACUAUUUAAUGUAUGUGAGCUACUGUGACAUUGCAAAGUAAAGGUCAGAGUGCAGAAUAGAACUACAUUGAAGGCCAAUGGAAAUUGUGUGUUUUAACUUGUAUUUAGGCAGAAAAUGAAAGACUGGGGAGACUACUACUCUGGAAGAAUUUAAACUUUUUCAUGAAGACAGUGUAAUCAUACUGGUUUCAUAUGGUGAGAUCUUUGGCACAGUAUUCUACUUGAGCAGAUGAAGUAGAUGAACAAAUAUUGGGGCAGAGCUUUGCUUUAAAAAAAAAAUAAGCCACUAUGACCUAGUACAAUUUACAUUGUUGUUUUUACAAGUCUCCUCAAAAAACAAAGAAGGUAG
Pipistrellus kuhlii (Kuhl's pipistrelle) is the source of this 3379-nucleotide messenger RNA. RefSeq names its product ring finger protein, LIM domain interacting (gene RLIM). The record is from RefSeq and is a predicted model, not a curated record. NCBI's taxonomy places the organism in Eukaryota, Metazoa, Chordata, Mammalia, Chiroptera, Vespertilionidae. The coding region runs from base 333 to 2159 and encodes 608 amino acids. Gene Ontology annotation, cellular component: nucleoplasm; cytoplasm. The transcript is spliced from 5 exons. Gene Ontology annotation, molecular function: ubiquitin protein ligase activity. Gene Ontology annotation, biological process: ubiquitin-dependent protein catabolic process; random inactivation of X chromosome; protein ubiquitination.